Molecule: messenger RNA, 229 nt
Organism: Prorocentrum cordatum
Lineage: Eukaryota; Dinophyceae; Prorocentrales; Prorocentraceae
Source: the annotation of a GenBank genome assembly
GGCCUGGACAUCCUCGUAACGCACGGGCCGCCCAGGUCGGUCCUCGACGGCGCGGGCCGCGCAGGCCACGUGGGGUGCCCCGCCUUGCGACGGCGGGUGCGCGAGGCGGCCCCACGCUACCACCUCUUCGGCCACAUCCACGAGCAGGGCGGCCGGCAGUGCGAGGAGGACGGCACCACCUUCGUGAACGCAGCGCAGCACGUCGUGGUUCUGGACAUCGAGCCGCGCG